UUCACGUUUCCGCCGACUGAAAAGCCAACGGGAAACUUGUAGUAGUAACGGGCUGAGCAGGAAAAGUGUUAGCUUCUGUCAUUUUUGACCUUCGCUCUCUCAGUGUUAUAUGUUUUAGACUUCCUGACUGUAGGUAGAUUUGUAUCCUCACAACCAACCAGCCUUUGGCCACCGCGCCGUCACGUCGUUUGGGCGGCUGAUUGUGGGAGGGACUGAGGAGUGACCGCGGCGAUAAGGCUGCCCUGCCCUUUAAAAGCAGCUAUAACACAGGACUAUCAACAAGAGGCUGCAUGUCUGUAGUCUGCUGUUGUUUUUAGCUUUUAUAUACAGCAUAUCAACUAUCCGGACUGAGAGAUGACCAUGUGGCUGCCUAUGAUUGGGAUGACGGCGUUGCCACACGUCGGUGGUUUCUAUGGUAGCUUCAUUACACGCAAAGAGGUAAAAAACUGGUACCCAACCCUGAACAAACCCUCAUGGCGCCCACCAAACGCAGCAUUCCCUGUGGUGUGGACUUGCCUGUACACCGGAAUGGGGUAUGGCUCCUACCUGAUCUGGAAAGAGCUUGGAGGUUUCACUAAAGAUGCUGUGGUUCCACUGGGGCUUUAUGGGCUGCAGCUCGCUCUGAACUGGGCCUGGACUCCCAUUUUCUUUGGUGCACACAAGCUGAAAUGGGCCCUGGUGGAGAUCGUGUUUCUCACGGGGACGGUUGGAGCCACCAUGGCGUCUUGGUAUUCCAUCAGCCGCACCGCCACCCUGCUCCUCGCUCCCUAUCUGUCCUGGCUGUGCCUCGCCACAGCCCUCAACUACUGCAUAUGGAGAGAUAACCCAGAGAAAAAGGAAGAGUAGAGCAAUGUGUUUGUUUCCAUUGCUAAAUCUUGGCUCAUUACUAUAAAUUCCUUUGCAAAAAAUGACAGAUCAGUUUCACAGCUACGUUUUUUUUUUUUUUUUUUGAGUUUAUGAUUCACCUCUUGUCUAAAAGUUUGACGAGGACCUGGUCUAUAUUGUUAUUAGCAUAUUUGUUCUGCACACCACCGUGUUCUUCAAUCUAACUCUUAAAAAUGUGCACUAUUCCUGUCAAACUAAAGAACAAAUGAAAGCAUAGUACAUUCUGAUCAAAGCUUUCCAGUGUCCAGCUUACCUCAGGAUCCACAUUGGAACUUAGUUGUGGUAUAUUUCUGUGCUUCCUUUGGUAAACUUUUUUUUUCCAGUCACGCUUUUCCGAUUAACAUUUAUGCGUGUAAAAGUUUGGUGUUCUAAUUUGCAUGUUUUCCCAUUUGUAAAUAAAAUGAGGUUGUUUUUUUUUUUAAGCAAA
Poecilia reticulata (guppy) is the source of this 1312-nucleotide messenger RNA. RefSeq names its product translocator protein (gene tspo). NCBI's taxonomy places the organism in Eukaryota, Metazoa, Chordata, Actinopteri, Cyprinodontiformes, Poeciliidae. The record is from RefSeq and is a predicted model, not a curated record. Gene Ontology annotation, cellular component: mitochondrial outer membrane.